AUGGGUUCCUCAGCCAAGAAGAAGAAAGAGAAGAAAGCCGACUUCGCCAAACCCAAGCUCAAAGUCGGGAAAGCACGACCGAAAAAUACAAAUGCCACCGAUACCAGUUUCUCAACCAAAUCUAUCGUCUUGAAACAGCAGUCCCUCAGCGAAGGCACUCGAGAUGCUGCGGCACUCUUCCACCACAAUCUGUCCCUUUUGAGCAGUCGGAACGAGACCCAAAGGAGAGAUGCUCUGACAUAUCUCAUCACGGCAGUGGCAGCUGCGCCGAGCGGGAAUUUGCCGAAGCCUGCGUCGGGUGUGUUGGCUAAAGUCAGCCCUUUGAUCUUGGAUGGAAACUCGGCGGUACGAGGUCAGGUGCUGAAAUUGCUGAAGCUCCUGCCAGCUGGACAGCUGGGAAACCUGGAGCAGACUGUGCUCUACACUCGCGCUGGACUGUCACAUCUUUCGAAUGACAUUCGUUUGACCGCACUGGACGUCCUAGACUGGCUGCUCGAGGCGAACGGAGAGGCGGUUGUCAGCCAGGCAGGAGGAUGGGUGAAGACUCUACAGACUUUCCAGAAUUUGCUCUCCUGGCAAGGGACAAGCAGCAGUGGAGUGGUUCAGAAUGGAGACUGGUCAGCAACGAAGACGAAAACAAAUCUUGGCAGUAACAGGCUUCUUGUGCAUCAGCUCUCGACGCUGGCGCACUUCAUCAAUGCUGGACUCAUACGGCCUCCGCCAGAUCUUCAAGCGGAAGCACGAAGAGCAGCGGCCUUGUUUCCGCUGUGUCAGACAGACUGUCAUCUGCUGUCAAAGAGGAGCAACCCUUUUGGGUAUCUCAACCUGUUCGGCGCGCCGCGAGAUGUGGAAGGCGAAGUGUAUGAUGAUCCGGAUGAGAGGAUGAAUGUGUUCCUAGAGUUGAACAUGCACGGGGCGUUCCAAUUCGGCGUGCAAGAGGCCAAAAGAGAGGGAGGCGAAGUAGGACGAGCUGCCAGCGCUGUUGACAAGGCGCUGAGGCUCGUCGAAGUGAGCUGA
This is a messenger RNA of Cercospora beticola, 1017 nucleotides long. It is a transcript of the gene IPI1, whose product is annotated as Ipi1p. The record is from RefSeq and is a predicted model, not a curated record. NCBI's taxonomy places the organism in Eukaryota, Fungi, Ascomycota, Dothideomycetes, Mycosphaerellales, Mycosphaerellaceae. Gene Ontology annotation, cellular component: nucleus. Gene Ontology annotation, biological process: rRNA processing.